Messenger RNA from Pecten maximus, 3960 nucleotides. RefSeq lists its product as uncharacterized. NCBI's taxonomy places the organism in Eukaryota, Metazoa, Mollusca, Bivalvia, Pectinida, Pectinidae. The coding region runs from base 724 to 2217 and encodes 497 amino acids. The record is from RefSeq and is a predicted model, not a curated record. The transcript is spliced from 11 exons.
UUAUGUGAGGUUUAUAAGUAUAUGCUGAAUUAUCAUAAAACAAUGUAUAUAUUUACCUUAAAGUUAUGAAACUAUUGUUCCAGAGCAUAAAGAAACAAAUUUACUGUUGACUUUUAUGAUGACAUAAGAAAUGUUUACUUUUAUUGUGCAACUAGAUAACUUAAAAUGUACAUGUAAUACAGUAUAUAUAAAAGAAAAAUUGAAUAAAUAUUUUCUUGCCCACACUUAAGCUCAAGCUAACAACGUCUUCUUUUACAAAUUAAUCAAGCCUGAUUAUAGUGUUUGUGGGUUAAAGGUAAUAAGAUUUGAAAAGGUGAGCUGGUAUGCAUACAGUAACCAUUCUCAGUCCCCAUUUCUACUGGUAACUAGGUUUCUGAAUUCCCAUGAUUCCAGUUAAUGUAUUACUUCUGAAUGUUGUGUGGAUGAAAUUGAAGAAAAUGUGUGAAGAUGCCAAAAGAUUAUUACAAACACUUAAGUCACUGUUUUCCACAUUAUCCCCAGUAUUUAACGAAAAUGCAUAUUAUAUAAUAUUGAUCUUAAUUUGUUGUAAAUUAUGAUUGUUUACCCUAAACCCAAUACAAUGACCACCAAAAUGUAUUAUGAAGAUAUUGCACUGAAUACUUAGACAAAGGACAUUACCUGCAAUAAACGCAUUUGUAACAAAGUCAGCAUGAAUUUGUUGUGUUUCAGGGCCUGAGUACCUGUGAAGUUACACUGCCAUUGAUGAGGGCAUUGGCUGACAUGCCAAAUGAGGACUUGAGGAAGGUCACUAAAACAGUCCUUGAAGCCAUUUUGCCACCCGAAAACAAUUAUGGUCCAUCCUCUGGUGUGGAGGACAACAGGUUUACACCUCCUAAAGGUUUCCGUGCGUUCAGAAGCCUGGAGCAGGGAGACUGCUUCUUUUCCUCGCUUAGCCAAGCUGUAUAUGGCAGUGACAGUGCCAAGGAUCAAAUUCGACUUGGAAUAGGCCUUUUUGGUUUUGUUUACGUUAAUGACUUCGUGGAAAAGUUCAUUGCAGAAGGUGUUGAUUCCUAUCAGUUUCUAAUGGAGGUGGCACGGGACUCUGUAGUUUCGUCUUUGGCCCAAAUAUCAGACCAAAGGGAACUAUUAAAACAAGUUCUACUAGCUGAAGCGCAGCAGACUUUGAAGCCCUCAUCAUAUUCUGGUUUCCUCCAAGUCUUAUUUUCUGCUGGCUACCUACAGCGAACAAUCAAGCAGUACCAAGAGUAUGUCAUAUGCUCACAUGCAAACCCAUACACCACUUUGGUCAAACCUUACCCAAAGUGGUGUGCAGGCCAGGAGGAAAAUGUGUACAUAAUGUGGGUGAGAACUGGCGACAGCAUCAUGCCUAACCAUGUUGUUCCCCUUCAAAAGAUUAUAAGAGGCCGGGUUGUGGUGGAUUCACCAUGGGAUUGGACUUCGUUUGGGAACGGUUGCAAGGCCCUGAACUUUGGCUGGUGUACCUGCAAAGCAGACCAUGACACAUUUCUGCAAUGUGUUAGUUGCCACCAAAAAAGUAAUCCUGAAUGCCUGGGAAUCAGCCAGGAUUUCAUUGGAAGAAACUCAAAUGUCCCUUACAUGUGCUGUGGGGACAUGUCAGAUAUUCCCAAUGUUGUCAUUACCCAAUGCAAGGAGGUGUAUUUACACAUGUCGGACAUAUUGAGUGUCCAACCAGGUAGAUGCCUUACAAAUUGGGUCAUAGACUUCUGUAUCUACACAUCAGGAAGUCAUGAUGAUUCAGCAAACUAUGGGUACCUCCCAACAACAGCAUGGGAAGUUGCUGCAAACAAACGGAAUCAUCAUAUCAAAAGGCACAGGAACAUCUGGAGGACUGUAAUGGAGAAGCCUGUUGUACUCUUUGUGGUAGCUGAAAGUGGACAUUUCUUAGCUGGGGCAUUUCUACAAAUGAGUCAUGAAGUCUAUUUCCUUGACAGUAUGCACCAAAAUGCCAUGGUCUACAAAGGCCACAGCGAAAAACUGAAAAGAUUGUUUGACAUUGAAAACAAAGAAGUGACAGUCCACUGUGUGCCUACACAGCAACAAUCAAAUGGAGUGGACUGUGGUGUUCAUACUUUUGUAAAUCUGUUGUCAUUGAUGAAGAUCUUCCGACUAGGAGUAGGAUGUAAUCUUCAGGAAGCCUUCUCCUCAAUCCAGUGGCAAGAUGUCACAGAUGUGAGAAGAGUAAUGAAAGUGAAUUUCCUGCAGCACCAGAUUUAAAAAGUGAUUUAGAGGCAGUGAUUUGAAUACAUAUCUGUAAAAAGUAACUUUACAAUUUGAGAACUCCUUAUCUAAUCUUUAUUGCUUCUCCAAUUCAUUUAAAAGGUACAUACAUUGGUGACUUUCGAGAAUUACUGUUUUUAGCUCAACUGGUCGUUAAGAAUAUGUCAUGGUGCUGCAUCUGGAGUCUGUUGUCCAUCGUCUGUCAACAUUUAUGCAAGCCCUGAACGCCUGAAUAUAUUUUGAUGAAAUUUUGCCUGGGACAUCAUUUGGCAAAGGUGAUCUAUUGUUGAAGAAACAGAGAGUGUGGCUUCCUUGGGGCUGGACGGUUGGGGCCAAAAGGGGCAAUUGAGUUAAAUUAUUCAAACCACUACUUGUCCCGCUAGCCGGAAUUGAUUUUCAUAAAGUUUUGUCUGAAUAAUUAUUGUGCAAAUGGGAUCUAAUGUUGUAUAAAGGAAGGAUAUGGAACUGGUGUGGCAAGAGAGAAGGGGCCCAAUAUUGGUAAUAUAGCCAAAAACCUUUUAAAAUCAUCUUAGGUUACCUGAGACAAGGUCUAUAAGUUUAUAAAAGUAAAUCACAUUUUAGACUAGCAUUUGUUGUAUUGUCUUUCUUGGAAUUAAUUCUAACCUGGUUAGAAUUUGCAGUUUUGGAAGGCACUAUGAUGGUAUGUAAGCAUUGGCCUGACUGACCCCCAGGAGCUGAUGGGUGGGGUAAAAAAAGGUGAAAGUGACAGAAAUAUUUAAAAAAUAAUGUGACUAUUAAGACCCAUGAUCCUGUUGUGUUUUUUCUUUUCAAGAAUGACAGGAUUUGGUUCACAUGCACUUUGAACGAUUGUUGGGAGAAGCAUUGUUGGGAGAGGCAUUUCAAAAUUAGCAAAAAUACUUGAAAUAUCACUUCAAUGAGAGUAUUUUGCCAUAAUUCCUGAAAUAGCCAAGUGAGCAAUGCAGGCCCUCUGGGCCUCUUGUUUUGAAAUCAUAUAUUUAUUUUGAAAUGAAAAAAAAAUGUUUACAAAUGUCUUUAUUAAGGGUUGUGGGUUGUAAUCUGAAAAAUCUCAAAUCACAGUCAAGCGCCUGUGUCUCACAGCUACAUGUACCUUUAACUAUGCAGGUAGACAUAAUUUUGUGAGGAAAGUUACUACAUUUCUAAUGCAAACUUCUGUAACUUCACUGAUCUAAUAAGUAGUUCCAUGUGCAGUACAUCUGUGCUAACUGUUUCAUCUACUGUUUUGCCUAUUGCAAUAUGAAUCAGAAAGUAUUUCAAGCAAAGUGAAAAUCUUUUGUGCAAUUGUUAUAUAGAAUUUAAGCAUUUUACCAUGACUGUUAUUGGUAAGUGAUCCAAUUAUAGACUGCAGUUGCUUUAGGUAAUAAUAUGACAAUGUUGAAUGGUGGAAUCAAUAAAACAUUCACUGAGAAAAAACUUCCCUAAUUCAUUUUUUUCCAAUUGUAUUUAUGUUCAUUAUUAUUAUUUGUAUUUUUGUCAGAACAUAUGUUUAUUAUUUUUCCUAUUGAAUCCUGGACACCUAACGACUAUGAGCUUAAUGUUUAUAACUUCAAAUUUAUCUUUUUACAUUAUAUUCCUAAUGUUAUAGUUUCAGUUUAAAUCUACAAUUUGCAUUGAAUAUCUUUAAUACUUACAUAAGCAGAGUUUUCUCUUAUACAUCCCAAGUACUGGGUGUAAAGAAGUGUAAUAUUGAAAAGCUGCAUCUAUAUUUCUGUAUGAGAUGAUAAGGGAUUAAACUUUCAA